Molecule: messenger RNA, 1344 nt
Organism: Eimeria acervulina
Lineage: Eukaryota; Apicomplexa; Conoidasida; Eucoccidiorida; Eimeriidae
Product: SNF7 protein, putative
Exons: 4
Coding region: 1-1344 (447 amino acids)
Biological process (GO): vacuolar transport
Source: RefSeq, a predicted model, not a curated record
AUGCUGCGCGCUCUGAGUAUUCUCCGCCGCAGGGAGUCUGCUGGGGGCUCCGAGAACGUCAACACCAGCAACAGCAACAGCAGCAGCAGCAGCAGCAACAGCAGCAGCAGCAGCAGCAGCUUUGAAGAUGCCAUCAGAGGCAGCAGGGAGGCCAUCAGCACUCUUGACAAACGCCACGCACAUAUUCUGCGCAGAGCCCAGGCUCAAAGUGAGUUGGCUCGCGCUUGCGUGUCUUCUUCCGAUCGAAGCGGGGCAUUGAUGGCGCUGCAGCGGCGGCAGCUGCUGCUGUCGGAGCUGCAGCAGCUUGCUGCAGCACGUCUAGCUUUAGAGAAGCAGCUGCUGCAGUUAGAGACAUCACAGACGCAGCGCCUGGCUGUUGCUGCUAUGGCUGCUGCUGCUACGGCACAGAAACAACUCAACAAACAACUCAACAGCAGCACAGUGGAGCGGCUGCUAGACGACAUAACGGAGCAGCACGAAGCACAAAAAGAAUUUAUCGAUGCGCUGCAGCAAACCGCCAACCCAGCAGAAGACGAGGCAAGGGCUUCACUGAUUAGGGCAGAGUUGCUGCGGCAGCUCGAUGAGUUGGAGGCCUUAGAAGUGGAGAAGCAGCUGAUAGACCCGCCGAUUGCUGCUGCUGCACACACGCAGCAGCAACUGCAGCACAUGCAGCAAGAGCAUGAGCUGCUGCUGCUGCAGCAGCAGCUGCAGCAGCAGCAGCAGCAACAACAACAGCAACACCUUGUGCAUGAACCCCCUCAUAGCCUCCCCCUGUGGCAAGGCAUAGAAGCACCUGCGCAGCAGCAGCACCUGCUGCAGCAGCAGCUGCAGCAGCCUGUGCGCGCACCUGCUGUUGCUGCUCCUGCUGCUGCUGCUGCUGCUGCUGCUGUGCGCCCGCCGGGUAUGCUACUUGAGCAGCUGCAGCAGCAGCAGCAGCAGCGGCAUAAGAAUCUGCUGCAGCAGCAGUAUCCAGAAGAUUUACAGCAGCAAGAGCAUCAGCUACUGCAGCAGCACCUGCAGCAGCAGCCGCAGCAGCACCACGGCAGCAGCCUGCUGCAUCACGAAGGUCCUGGUUGGGGUGAGCAGGAGCACGCAGCAACAGCAGCAGCAACAGCAGCAGCAGCAACAGCAACAGCAACAGCAGCAGCAAGCGAUUCUGUUUGCUUGUGUUGUUUUUGUGCUCCGCAGCAUCAUCGGCUCGCCACUCCUUUGGGGUGUAUUCGCAGCUGCAGCAGCAGCAGCAGCAACAACAACAGCAGCAGCAAAGCGAAGAAGCCCGACUGGGCGUGCUUCUUUAUUCCUGAAGCAGCAGCUCUUGCUGCUCCUGCAUGCCACGGUGCUUAG